AUGCCCACGGAAGAUGUCAGCGACUUGAGAGAUGUCGUCGAUGCCAUCAAUAAACUAUGCGAGACGAUGAAGACGUCGUACGACGAUAAUGAAUAUGAAGACUGUUCUGAAUUAGAACAUGUGCUAGUUGAUCCAACUGAAGUGGUGGUCACUAAAGUGGAAACGUUCGUGGCGGAGACGUGGUGUGAUCCUUCCGUUGAAGAACCCGUGGUUUCUGAUUCUGAACCUAUCACAGUGGAACUGGCGCAGUGCGAGCCGGUCAGUGAAAUGUACUACACAGCCUCGUCUGAAGUGUCGCUGCUUUCAGAUACAGAUUUUUUAGAUAGAGGCCAAAGCGAGGACUCUGAUAAGGACAGAGAUGAUAGAAACAGCGUGAUGGCCGGCCACGUGGCUGCCAUGAGGGAGCGUUUCGAGAGUAUGACCCGAACGAACACCCCGUGUCCUGAUUUAAUACGCUCCUUAUCGCCCUCCUUCGAAGUAAUUAGAAACAUUUCGACUUCUCCCGACAUUUUCGACAAAUCU
Messenger RNA from Brenthis ino (lesser marbled fritillary), 522 nucleotides. The record is from the annotation of a GenBank genome assembly. Lineage: Eukaryota; Metazoa; Arthropoda; Insecta; Lepidoptera; Nymphalidae.